This is a messenger RNA of Cydia fagiglandana, 4439 nucleotides long. RefSeq lists its product as uncharacterized. Gene Ontology annotation, biological process: DNA integration. The coding region runs from base 16 to 3969 and encodes 1317 amino acids. The record is from RefSeq and is a predicted model, not a curated record. Gene Ontology annotation, molecular function: nucleic acid binding. The transcript has a single exon. Lineage: Eukaryota; Metazoa; Arthropoda; Insecta; Lepidoptera; Tortricidae.
UCUGCACAUGCCAAAAUGGAAGAAAUCGACGACGGGAGCCACAACGAUGACGAAAAAUUAGAAGAUAUAGUGGCCAAUUUUGCAGCAGAUGAAUCAGCUGGACUAUUGGCUACGGCUAUAGUACCGGUACGAGAUACGACUGGAAGGGUGAUCCUGCUGCGAGCUUUAGUGGAUAAAGGAUCACAAGCGACGUUUAUCACGGAGAGGGCAGCUCAACUAUUUAAAGUGAAGAGGGAGUCUGUUAGAGGAAGAAUUACGGGCGUUGGCGAAACCAACAUGAGGGUUAAUCAUACCGUCCAAUUAGAUGUUCUUUCACGAUAUGAGAAUAAAUUUAACCUCAAUGUAAAGAUGUAUGUCAUGCCUACGCGAGUAACAAAGGUGCUGCCAUCCAAAAGGGUACCUAUAAAUGAAGAGUCAGGUGACUGGGCGCAUUUGAAAGAUCUCCCUCUAGCAGAUCCGACAUUUGACAAACCUGGAAGAAUUGAUUUGCUUUUAGGAGUGAAAGUAUAUUCCCGAAUCUUAAAAGAAAAAAUCGUCAAGGGUCCACCAGGAAAGCCGAUUGCUCAACUUACCAGCCUGGGUUGGAUUAUCUUCGGAGAAAUUGAUGAAUCAAACCCUCAAGAGGAUGUAAUAGCAAUGCAUCAUCACUUAGACCUGGAUAAUAUGGUGAAAAACAUGUGGGAGUUAGAAACACCUUUAAAACGAGCAUAUACCGCAGACGAAAGACUCUGUGAAGAAAUAUAUGAAACACUUCAUUCCAGGACUAAAGAUGGGAGGUAUGUGGUGAAGCUACCUAUGAGAAAUGACCCGCCUCAAGCAACACAAGGUAAUACCAGAAGCAUAGCUAUGAAACGACUUAAGCAGUUAGAAUCACGUUUUGAUAGGAUGCCUCAAUGGAAAACGGAAUAUACCAGAGUGCUUGACGAGUACCUUGCCAUGAACCAUAUGGAAGAAGUUCCAGAAGAGGAAAUGGAAGCUCCAGCUGUCUAUCUAUCUCAUCAUGCUAUAAUUAAAGAGGAGAAAGAGACAACGAAAUGUAGAGUCGUAUUUGACGCGUCAGCCAAGGGUUCUAAUAACAAAUCAUUAAACGAUGAUUUACUAGUCGGACCCCAGCUUCAAGAAGACUUGCGAAACAUUAUCAUGCGUUGGAGGAUGAGAAAGGUAUGUUUUGUGGCCGAUGUGGAGAAAAUGUACCGCCAAAUACUGGUAACAAAAUCGGACACUAACUAUCAACGACUACUAUGGCGUAGUAAUCCAAACGAAGAAGUUAAAGAUUAUCGCCUACUUCGAGUUACCUUUGGGACAGCAUCGGCCCCUUAUUUAGCCGUCAAGACGCUGCAUCAGAUAGCUAUGGAUGAAGGCAAGGACCAACCUAAUGCAGCAAGAGUCAUUAAGGAAGACUUCUAUAUGGAUGAUUUGAUAUCAGGGAAUGACAACGUGGACGAGGCCAUAACCACAGCACGUGAAGUAAAGAGCAUACUGCAACGUGGAGGUUUCCACCUACAAAAAUGGACCUCAAACAAACGGGAGUUCCUGGAACAAAUUGAAGCGUCGCAGAGAAGCUCGCGAGUUAAGAUGGAUAUCAAGUUAGAUGGAACGAUUCAAGCAUUGGGACUAUCCUGGAAUGUGGGCCACGAUACUUUUCAAUAUACAUUAGAGCUACCCGAAAUUCCUGAAAUUGUAACCAAACGAAAUAUACUCGCUCAAGUACAAAGAUUAUUUGAUCCUCUUGGUUGGUUAGCUCCUGCAAUUCUACCAGCUAAAAGUUUACUACAACAGUUAUGGCUUCUGGGUAUAAGUUGGGAUGAAGAGGUCAGUGUUGAUGUUAAGCAAAAAUGGAUAAACUUACGUCAAAGCUUUGAUUACCUCUGCGACAUCGAAGUACAUAGAUGGUUAUAUACGACUGAACGUAAUGUGAAAGCAGUUUCGGUCCACGGGUACUGCGAUGCAUCCACAAAGGCAUAUGGUGCCGUAGCUUACCUAAGAGUUGAGACAGAAGAAGGAGAAAUACGCACAGGCAUAAUUGCUGCCAAGACGCGCGUCGCACCUGUGAAACCAGUAUCUCUUCCAAGACUGGAACUGUGUGCUGCGGUGCUCCUGUCUAGACUACUCAAACAAGUAAAAGAAGCAAUGAGAAUACCCGAUACUCACGUAUAUGCCUGGACAGAUUCUUCCGUAGUACUAUCAUGGCUAUUGGGUGACCCUGGAAGAUGGAACGUAUUUGUCAGCAAUCGAGUCGUCGAGAUAUUAGACAACAUUGGCAAUCAAAGGUGGUACCAUGUUGCCUCUGAAGAUAACCCAGCAGACAUCGCGAGUAGAGGGACAACCCUUCAAAUACUAGCACAAGAUCAAAAAUGGUGGAAGGGCCCUAGGUGGCUACAGACGGACGACAUUCCAUAUAGAAGACCUGAAAUAAAAGAAACAGAAUUAGAAAGAAAGAGAAACAUACAAGUAAACGUGAAUAUAGAAAGCGAAGAACCUGGAAUUAAAUUUGAAGAUUUUGAUACCUUGUCAGAGCUUAUGAAGACGGUUGUGUAUAGCUUGCGAUUCCUUAACAGUAAGAAGAUUCCUGAAAACGUACAAAGGGAAUUAACAACUACAGAACUAGAAGAUGCUUUAAUAAGGUGUAUAAAAUUAGUACAAAGAAGAGAGUUUGGUGCGGAGCUAGACAAUCUAAUGAAAGGCAAGGAUGUAAAAAGGGAUAGCGCAAUAAAAGGGUUGCAUCCUUACCUUGAUGAGAAAAAUGUUCUCAGGGUAGGCGGAAGACUUAGGAAUGCUGACAUCCCGGAAGAAAGAAAACAUCCUAUUAUACUUAAUAGUAGAAAUGCACUGACCUUAUUAAUAAUAGCAGAUGCUCACCAGAAAACGCUGCACGGCACGAUGCCAUUAAUGUUUGGCUAUCUACGUUCAAAAUAUAGGAUCCUCAGAGUUCAAAAUGCAAUUAAAGCAUAUAUUCACAAAUGUGUUGUCUGCGCCAGGCAAAGAGCUAUUACACGAACACAGAUUAUGGGAGAUCUACCUAAAGUUCGCAUAACGCAAGCCCGACCAUUCUUGCAUAGCGGAGUAGAUUUUGCUGGCCCCAUACAGGUUUUGAUGUCAAGAGGCAGGGGAGCAAAACCUAAUAAGGCCUAUAUCGCAAUUUUUGUCUGCAUGGUCGUCAAAUGCAUUCAUCUCGAACUGGUUGGCGAUAUGACCUCAGAAUCCUUCAUAGGAGCCUUCAAGCGUUUUGUAGCUCGUCGAGGAAGAUGCACGCACCUAUGGAGUGACCAAGGGCGCAACUUUGUCGGCGCCGACAAGGACUUGACCAUAGCAUGGAAAGAAUCAAAUUUACAACUCCCAGAGCGGUUAGGUAGCUUACUUGCGGACGAUGGAACGCAAUGGCACUUCAUACCUCCAUAUAGCCCAAACUUUGGAGGUCUGUGGGAGGCUGGGGUGAAAUCAGUAAAAUUCCAUUUAAAAAGAAUACUCACCGCCAAUCUCACCUUUGAAGAGUUAAGCACGACGUUAUGCGAGAUUGAAGCGUGUUUGAACAGUCGGCCUUUGAUUCCUGUGGAUACAAGCGACCCAGAUGCCGAAGUACUCACACCUGGACAUUUUCUGAUUGGCGAGGCGCCAGUUACAAUACCUAACCCUGAUUUACGAGAGAUCAACACCAACAGGUUAUCACGUUGGCAAUUCACCCAAAAACUCGUUAGAGACUUCUGGCAUAAGUGGCAAAAUGAAUAUCUCUCCCGUCUUCAAGAAAGGCCAAAGUGGUUAAAACGAGAACGUGAAUUCGACCUCGGCGAUAUUGUAUUGAUAAAGGACGAUCAACUUCCCCCAGGAAAAUGGUCACUUGGUCGAGUGGUAGACAAGCACCCAGGUCCGGAUGGCGUGACUCGUGUCUAUAGUGUACGGGGUCGCGGGGACGUUACUAAACGUUCAGUGUCAAAAUUGUGUGAACUGCCUGUUAAUGCUAACGAACAGUAAUUGUGAUUUUGCAUUAUUUGUUGCAUGAUUGUCUUGUGUUAUGUUAUGUACCAAAAAUGCCCUUGAGUCUUUACUUUACCGAAAUUUUAAGUAAUUUCUUGUAUAAGAAUUGAACAAAUAUCACGAAUUACCUACUUAUAAUUAUUGUUAGUUCAUUUAUCUUGUUGAUGUAAUACGACGGGCUUUGAUAUGUUCUUACCCUUUAUUUUCUUAUAAUAAGUAAACUUGUAAGAGCGAACAUGCAUGUAUAUGUAUGCCUAUGAAUGCGACUUAGAUGUAAGAUUAUUUGAAUCCGUCAGUAAAUAACGAAUUAAUUGUCUUUUGAUUAUGCCUGAGUGAAAAAAUGUAUUUUUUGGUAGGCGGCAUGUUUAGACAAAUAUACGCACAGACACACAUGCAUGUCUCCCGUUAGAUAGAUCGAUGCCUAUGUAAGCCGGUUCAGUUGCAAAUAAACCAUCGCUGUGAUCAUA